AGACAAGCUCUCAUAUUCCUUUCGUCUCUCCCUGUGGGACUCUUCCCACCUGAACUCCUCGUUGGCACCGUCUGUCUUAACUUAAUCUCUCUCUCUCUCAACUGACCCACCUGAUUAGGAAAAAGAAAAGGUAUACUUAAAUAUAAAUAGAAAACAAGAAGAGAGUACCCAACAACAACUCAAAGUCGACCCCUUCUUUUGUGGGUGCCAGUCUAAUAUGGCUUAAUUCCCAUACUCAUAGAAUACAACCAUAUUCAAACCCCUCCCAUUAUCCAGCUUAUUCCAUUGCCACAUUAUCCUUCACCCUCUCCAGCACAACCCAUUUCCUCUAAUUCCCAGGUAAUUCCAAGAAGAUCGCGACGAAGUCAAUAUUAGAGGGAUUUGAAGAAUUCGAAGUGGCUUUGAUCUCAUUUUUGAAGCACUUUAAUUUGUUAAGCAAUUAGCUUCCGGCCGGUAUGCCUUUCAUGAAUUGUGGGAAGGUUGCAUGAGAGAAGCUUUAUUAAUGGGUUUUCCUGAUCAUGAUCAAUGGCUAUCCGGUUCUGCAAUUCAGGAACUGAUCAACAUAAAAGACAGGAAAAUGCUUUCCGGGUAAAGUUGAUGGGCUUCUGCAAAAGCUGGUAUUACACCAUCUGGGUGAUUUUUUCUUUGUCAUUGUCAUCGUUUGCUCGAGGCUCAAACGAUUAUGACCUUGAUUCUUUAAAUGCUUUUAUUCAUGAUUAUGCAAAUAAAUCUCUAGGAAAUCCUCGUACAGGGAUUCUAUACAAUAUUUCCCUCCCUGCAAACUUCUCUGGCAUGGAAGUCUCAGCUAUCAGACUCCGAAGUGGGCAGUUUUGGGCAACAGGCCGAAAGAAGAUUAGCCUCUUCCAAUUCCCACCAAAGAUUCGACCAACGCCUUAUGCCAAAAGGAUAGCCAUUCUGUGUCAAAACUUAGGCAACUGGUCAUCUUAUUACUAUAACGUGCCUGGCUAUAGAUUGGUUGCUCCUGUGGUCGGAUUCGUGGCAUAUGAUUCUUCUAAUUCAAGCACCUUAGGCAAUCUUAAGGUCAACUUCAGCGUCAUGGGGAAGCCUAUUUCAGUUCAUUUUUCUCAUGAUAUUGUGCUUGGAGGAAAGGACUUGACACCAAAAUGUGUCAAAUUUGGUAAGGAUGGAUCGUUUACACUGCAGGACAUGAAUGAGUCGUACGUUUGUGUUUCACGAAGUGCAGGUCAUUUUUCUGUUGUUGUACCAAAGAAACAUGAUCAGAGGAUUCUGAAAUUUUGGGUGCUUGGAUUCGGGCUAGGAUUCGUUGUGCUGGUUCUAGGGGGUUUGGUUUUGGCAGCCAUCUUCAGACUGCUAAGGAGGAGGAAGAUCAUGAAAAUGGAGCAGCAGACUGAAAGAGGGGUAGCUUUCGACACAUUUUGGAUUGGAGGGAGUAAAUUGCCUUCUGCAUCAAUGAUUAGAACUCAGCCAGCCCUUGAGAAUGAAUGCGUUCCUUGAUUCACAAUUUGGUUUAAUUGUACAUCUUUUUCUUUUUCUUCCUUCUGUUGUCCAGAAAUUUCUUCAGUUCCCACUAUUUACAGGUGGAGAUACCUUUGUUCCCUUUUAUGCCUUUUCAACUGCCAAAGAAAGCGAUUAGUAUUGA
Juglans microcarpa x Juglans regia is the source of this 1621-nucleotide messenger RNA. RefSeq lists its product as uncharacterized. Gene Ontology annotation, cellular component: membrane. The record is from RefSeq and is a predicted model, not a curated record. The coding region runs from base 526 to 1476 and encodes 316 amino acids. The transcript is spliced from 2 exons. NCBI's taxonomy places the organism in Eukaryota, Viridiplantae, Streptophyta, Magnoliopsida, Fagales, Juglandaceae.